Molecule: messenger RNA, 1969 nt
Organism: Dreissena polymorpha
Lineage: Eukaryota; Metazoa; Mollusca; Bivalvia; Myida; Dreissenidae
Exons: 3
Coding region: 115-1725 (536 amino acids)
Source: RefSeq, a predicted model, not a curated record
GUUGUGCAAUAUCAAAUUGGUUUUUUCUAAGUAGGUAAAGUUUGUCUUCUUGUUGAAGAGAAUCCAGAAGGACAAGGCGAUUAUCUCGGCCAAGCUCUAUCCCCGAGACAAAAGAUGUCAAUGCUAUGUGUCUUUACACUGUGUGGAAUCCUCGUUGGCCAUGCAACAGGGCAAGGAAGGGGCACUAGUCGUACCGGAAGCAGUGACUAUGUACCAGGCGAACUCAAUCGUAAUGAUGGCAGGAGUUCUGGAUCUUCUGACAGGGCACCGUCUUUCGCAUCAGGAUUCGACUCGUCCAGUUUUGAUCGUCAACGACCCGACUCGAAUGGAUUUGGUGGACCUGUUUACACGAAUAACGACCGCAAUGACGGCGGAAUGGGAGGUGGAUUUGAGAACAGAGAAACUCUCAGAGGAAGCCCAAGUUUUGAGCGGGGACCUAUUGGUGGAUUUGGACCAGACUCAGGUUUAGGAGGUGGUAUUGGUGUUGGUGGCAGUGGUGGAAUGGGAGGUGGAUUUGAACAAAGAGACACUUUCAGAAGCGGCCCAAGUUUUGACCGUGGACCAAUUGGCGGAUAUGGACCAGACUCAGGUAUUGGAGGUGGUACUGGCGGUGGUGGAGGAGGAGGAGGAAUUGGUGGAUUUGGAGGCCCCGGCUCAUUUGGAGGAGCGGGCUCUGUUGGAGUAAUGGGGCCAUAUAGCGGUUCUAGUCAGGGCAUCGGUGGUGGACUUGGAGGAAUUGGUGGCUUCGGUGGAUCCGGCUCAAUGCCCGGCAUUGGAGGAGCAACGUCCGUUGGAGGAAUGGGGCCAUUUGGUGGUUCUGGUCCAGGCCUAGGUGGUGGACUAGGUGGAGAAAUCGGUGGCUUUGGUGGACACGGUUCAAUGCCCGGAGGGGAUUUCGGAGGCAUGGGUGGACCUGGAUCCGUUGGAGGAAUGGGGUCAUUCAGUUCUUCUGGUCUAGGCGUUGGAGGAGGACUUGGUGGCGGAAUCGGUGGACAUGGUGCUAUACCUGGAGGCUUAGGAGGAAUGAGUGGACCCGGAGCUUUUGGAGGAAUGGGGUCGUACAGUAGUUCUGGUCUAGGCGUUGGGGGAGGACUUGGUGGGGGAAUUUCGGGCUUUGGUGGACAUGGUGCUUUGUCUGGAGGAUUAGGAGGAAUGGGUGGACCUGGGUCAAUUGGAGGAAUGGGGCCAUUCAGUAGUUCUGGUCUAGGCGUUGGAGGAGGAUUUGGUGGGGGAAGUGCGGGCUUUGGUGGACAUGGUGCUAUGUCUGGAGGCUUAGGAGGAAUGGGUGGACCCGGGGCUAUUGGAGGAAUGGGGCCAUUCAGUAGUUCUGGUCUAGGCGUUGGAGGAGGAUUUGGUGGGGGAACUGCGGGCUUUGGUGGACAUGGUGCUAUGCCUGGAGGCUUAGGAGGAAUGGGUGGAAUCGGGGCUUUUGGAGGAAUGGGGCCAUAUAGUAGUUCUGGAGUUGGUUUCGGCGGAUUAGGUACCAUGCCCGGUAGUGGAAGUAUGGGAGGAAUGGGACCUCAUGGUGGUUUAGGUGGAGGCGGAGGAAUGGCGGGUGUCUUUGGUGGGGGUUUUGGAGGAGGUCACGGGGGAGGAAUUGCUUUCGGGGGAUCCGGGCCAAUGCCCGGAGGCGGAGGUAUGGGAGCUUUUGGUCACUUUGGUGGCCCGAUGACAGGAGGGCAUGGUUUUGGGUAUGCAGGAAUAGUAGGCCGUCCUGGAAUGUAGGAUAUGGAUGGUGCUGGAAGUUUUAGUUUAAGAAUAGCUGGUGCACAUGGCGUGUAUGGUGGUUGGCAUGGAUUUUAGCAUACACAUUGUACACGUUUUGCUGUAUUUUUGUGAACAAAUAAUUUAAAAUUGGACUUUGUGAUGUUACGUAUUUAUUGAUUAUAAAUCAGAGUUCAAUUAUUGUAUCACCAAUGGAACAUACUUUGAAAUAUAUAUGCAUGUAUUAAUAAAAUAUAACGUAUAA